AUGUAUGCGCCAGGCCAUGAUGAUCGCGCAUGGAAUGUCGCCUGGAACCCCGUAAAGCCCAUUCUCGCCUCAUGUUCCGCGGACAAGAGCGUUCGAUUGUACCAUUACACCUCGUCUUCGACGUCCAGAGAGGAGUCUUCGGCAUCGUCCUCGCCCACCUACUCGUUUGCUCAUCUUUCCACCAUUCCUACUGGUCACACCAAAACUGUCCGGGCCGUAGCGUGGGCACCCUCCGGGAAGACGCUUGCGACAGCAUCCUUCGACGCGAACAUCGGCAUCUGGGAGCAGGAAGCUGACGAUGACGCGGGUGAUGUCAAUUCCGGGGAUUGGGAGUGCGUCAGUCUGUUAGAAGGCCACGAAACGGAGUGCAAAAGCGUCGCGUAUUCGAGCACCGGCACAUUAUUGGCUAGUUGUAGUCGCGAUAAGACGGUUUGGGUAUGGGAGGUCCAUCCCGACGCCGACUUCGAGUGUUUGGGGGUGUUAAUGGAACAUACGCAAGACGUCAAAUGCGUAGCAUGGCAUCCAACUGAAGAGAUACUGGCCUCCGCCUCAUACGAUGACACCGUCAAGUUAUACAUCGACGACCCUUCGGAUGACUGGUAUUGCUUCGCCACUCUCACCGGCCACGCCUCUACAGUUUGGUCAGUCGCCUGGGCUCCUAGCGGGAGCUAUUUAGCCUCAGCUUCGGACGAUCGUACAAUCAGAAUCUGGCGACGUGCUGGUGAUAUGCUUGAACAAUGGGAAUGCGUUCUCGUUAUCGAAGGACACGAGAGAAGCAUUUACUCCCUCAGCUGGAGUGCGAGGCCUUCUGGACCGCGAAGACCUGGGCAUCUAGGGUGGCUCGCCAGUACCGGCGGUGAUGGGAAGAUUAAAAUAUGGGAGUUUUGGGAAGAAAAUGCCUCCGCAGACAACCGCCCGCGGUCCGACUCUCGCCCGAUGCUCUACCACGCUCUGAUCGCAAGUCUGUCAUCCGCCCACGGGGUUUGCGACGUGAAUAGCGUGGCUUGGUGUCCCCGCGCUGAACAUUCCAAUUUGCUCGCGACAGCUGGCGAUGACGGGUCUGUACGUGUUUGGCACGUCGCUCCGACGCGUCCAGCGACCGACGCGUAGAGACGUCACCGGUGCCCGACCAAGGGCGGGUGGCUGUACCCUAGCGACAUCCUGCAAUUGUCGGAUGUGUGGGCAACCCCGACGCCAUACCGAUGAGUACAGGAUCGUGUCGGCGCGCUGGCAAUCGUUCCGUGGUUCUAUCCUAGUACACUUUGGCCCGUUCGGCCCGAUCCGUGCCACCGAUCCCGCCGUAAUACCAUUUGACCGGUCUUUCUCGACUACACGAAGCUGUGGAGCGGGUCCAGCCAGGAGCGACGAUUGGAACUCAGCCUACAACGCGCAGAGCGCGACAAUUGUAUGGUACCUGAGCACAGCGACAGACGGCAAAGAAGGUGGCGAACACGGUAACCGCGGCCGUAUGAACCAAGCGCGUUGAUUUGCGACUCAGUCAACGAUUGCUUGGGCCUCUCCAGCAGGGCAGUUCCUCAGAAUACCGGAGGGCACGUCACACCUUUCAUGAACAUGAGAAGCUGUUUCGACGCCGAUCUGACGGAGAACAUUGCUUAGCGAAUCAAUUUGAUCGGACUCCGCCGAUUGCUUCAACAGGACCAAGCACUGACUGCAGGGCUGGAUCAAUCGCCGAACGUCGUGAAUCAUUGAAAAUUGAAUUUUCAACGUGUCUUCCUAGACGAGGGUGGUUAUGCGCCGGACGACUUUGUGCUCGAAGAAAUCAGGGCAGUCGAUGCAUCGGGCAGCGCCGCCUAGCUGGAUGGCAAUAUUU
Molecule: messenger RNA, 1831 nt
Organism: Punctularia strigosozonata HHB-11173 SS5
Lineage: Eukaryota; Fungi; Basidiomycota; Agaricomycetes; Corticiales; Punctulariaceae
Product: WD40 repeat-like protein
Exons: 4
Coding region: 1-1110 (369 amino acids)
Biological process (GO): iron-sulfur cluster assembly
Cellular component (GO): cytosolic [4Fe-4S] assembly targeting complex
Molecular function (GO): protein binding
Source: RefSeq, a predicted model, not a curated record